UUGUGAGUGGUAAACAUCACCUCUUUUUCUCUUUCUCUCUUUCUUGUGGCUCAGUUUCCUUCGUCUCCUCGCUCCUCUCCCCUCUCUCUCUUUAACUACUCAGAAGAGAUCGUCGAGCGCCAUUAAUGGAGGCCGUGGCGAAGAGCGUGUGGGGUUCGAGGGGGAGCUUCGCCCCCCGCGAGAGCAUCGGGAGCAGGAAGAAGAUCGGGAGCUCCUUCACCUCCUCCAAAGCUCUCUCCAUCCCAUUCCUCCGCUCUUCCUCUCCCCGCACUACCACUGUUACUGUGAAGAUCGCCGUCGCCUCUUUCGGGACCAUCCUCAAGGAGAAGGAGAAGGAGAAGGAGAAGGGGAAGAAGAGGAGGCUUCUGUCUUUGGCUACGCUACCCUCGUCGUCUUUGUCCUCGCUCGCAUCGCCGCCUCCUCAGGAGGCUGAUGAGGACGCUGCAGACGCUUCGACUCUGAUAGGAAUUCCUCUAAAGACGUCGCACGUGAAAUUUGUUCUUCACAAGGAAUGCCUGUUUGGUCAACGGUUUCUACUCGUCGGUGAUGACCCGAAUAUCGGUUCCUGGGAUCCAUCAAAAGCCAUUCCUUUGGAAUGGUCUGAUGGUCAUGUGUGGACAACUGAGCUGGACUUACCAAUCGGUAAACUGAUUCAGUUCAAGUUUGUACUCCGAGGUUUGUCGGGGGAGAUCAAUUGGCAACCUGGGCCCGACAGAGUCUUAGAGACCUGGGAAACUGCAAAGACUAUUGUUGUUUCUGAAGACUGGGAUUACGCUGAGCAUCAGAAGAUAUUAGAGGAAGUGAUUCCCCUAGAUGGCGAGAUUCACGACACUGGCAUUGUUGCAUUCGACAGCAAAGAGAUUGGAGAGAUCAUUGAAACUCAGGGAGAAUCAACUGUAGAAGACCUUUUAUUUGGCAUGAACAGUGAUCGUGAGAAGAAGCAGAGUGAGAAUGAAGGGGAUCUGGUACUGAUCCCUGGCUUGGCCCCUUUAGCCGCUUCAGAGAAUACUUUGGUGGAUGAGGCAGAGGAUCUAGAGCCUUCACAGUCGCACAUGGAGGAAGAACCUGAGGCAUCAAAUACGACACUAAAAGAAGAAUCGUUAACAUUAGCAGAAACUGCUGAUUGUAAUGAUGUUGAGGAAACAAAGACUAGUGCCGUUGAUUGUAACGAUGUUAAGGAAACAAAGACUAGUGAUGACAUAUUUUCAGCGGAAAGCGUUCAUUCUGAAGAAUGCGUUCAUUCUGAAAAAUCAGAUGCCUGCCUGACAGUUGAUGUCUUGCAAAGUGACAUGCAAUGGGGUCAUAAAAUCCUGCACCAGUUUCUAUCAAGCAUUGGACUUGGAACUGCAUAAACAGCCCGUGCUGACGCUGAUGAACAUGAUCUGCUACUCUUGCAAUAUGGUCACUGGCAUGAGACGGGAGGAUCUGGCUUUUUACUUCUACCAUUUAUUCUCUUGGCCGCUCUUCGUUUGAUAGUUUGUCAUAAAUUUGGCAGUUGUGUAACACCUAUGAUACAGAAGCUGCAACAGCUGCUGCAUUGUAAAAUUAAUUUACAGCAGUAAACUACCUGAUAUGAAGUUUGGCUGUCUCGUGUAUAUUAGCUAUCGUGUAUAUUAGCUAUACAAGACGAAUUUCAUAGUUUACAUUUUUUUAGUA
Molecule: messenger RNA, 1656 nt
Organism: Ananas comosus (pineapple)
Lineage: Eukaryota; Viridiplantae; Streptophyta; Magnoliopsida; Poales; Bromeliaceae
Exons: 5
Coding region: 126-1352 (408 amino acids)
Cellular component (GO): membrane
Molecular function (GO): starch binding
Source: RefSeq, a predicted model, not a curated record